Priapulus caudatus is the source of this 1269-nucleotide messenger RNA. Its product is annotated as alkaline ceramidase-like. Lineage: Eukaryota; Metazoa; Priapulida; Priapulimorpha; Priapulimorphida; Priapulidae. The transcript has 6 exons. Gene Ontology annotation, biological process: ceramide metabolic process. Gene Ontology annotation, molecular function: hydrolase activity, acting on carbon-nitrogen (but not peptide) bonds, in linear amides. The coding region runs from base 1 to 759 and encodes 252 amino acids. The record is from RefSeq and is a predicted model, not a curated record. Gene Ontology annotation, cellular component: membrane.
AUGCCUCUGGAUAUUAGUAAUGCCUUGUUCUUCAUAAUUCCGCCAAUCUUGAUUUGGCUUUUCAAUCAAUAUGGAUGUGUAGUGUCACAAGGUGUACACCUUGUCUGGGUGUUGCUGUUUUUUGUUGGUGUGGGCUCGGCAUACUUUCAUGCGACACUCAGUUUGUUUGGACAGCUUCUCGAUGAACUCGCUAUACUCUGGGUUAUAAUGGCUGCAUUUUCGAUGUGGUUUCCACGGCGACUGCUUCCGCCACGCUUCCAGCAUAAUAGAAAUUGGUUUCACUUGGCUGUUUUCUUCAUGGGACUGUCUUGCUCAAUUCUCGCAUGUAUAAAACCAGUAGUUAAUGCUUUCGCGCUGAUGUUCUUUGGAAUUCCAAGUUCGGCCGUGUUGUUUGCUGAAGUCCGUAGGUGUGAUGAUAACCGAGCGGUUCGGCUGGGUGUCCGAUGUACUUUCAUCUUUGUGCUUGCUGUUCUGUGCUGGCUAAAUGACAUACUCUUCUGCGAUGUGUGGGUUGCUCUGAAUUUUCCGUAUUUACACUGUGGUUGGCACAUAUUCAUCUUCCUGUCAUCAUAUACUGCGUGCGUUUUGUUUGCAUACUUUUAUGCAAAGGCCGAGUUUCCUGAACAAAUCCCUACGCUCAGGUUUUGGCCCAGAGACGAUUGGGAGUUGGGCGUACCAUACGUUAUGCUGAAGCGUCGUGGCAGCGUUUCACACAUGAAGAUAAAUAAUUACUCGAGUAAAUCAUCUGAGAUGUUCUAAAUACUCUCCUCAUGUUACCGUAUAUUUAGUGAUAUUAAUUGUGACUGGGUUAUUCUAGCUUGAAUUAUGUAAGUCAGUUUGUCUUCAAUGUGAGUAAUUUCUAUAGGAUAAUUUUAGUUAUAUCACUGGACCCUUUCAUUGUGUUUUUGUUCAUGUUUUAUAUUUAAAAUUGAUGUAUAAUAACAUUGACUAAUAUUCAUUAAAAUGGCAAUUUAGUAUAAUUUUAUUAUAUUGCUAAGUACUGUCACAUAAUGUGUAAGACCAAAUCGAAAGUACAAUUGUAGUUCAUAAAAACUAAAUGAUACCUGAAACGUUGGUGAGGUUGGUACAUUUCUGUUUCCCUCACUGUAGGGAGACUUUAAUGUGGGCAUAUUGUGUAGCUCAUUAUAGAAAUGAGUCAUCAAUUUGUGUCUAGUCCAAUUUCAUUCUGCAAUGUGUGUUGACUUCUGAAGUAAUCCAAUGGUAAUCUUGAAGUUGAAGAGUUAAACAACUUGAUCAACUCGCUACUAG